ACCAUCUUUUACGGAAAUGUGUGCAUGUCCUUGAUUAUGAAGUAACGUGGAGAGGAAUAAGCUUCAUCUGAUGGUGUAAUUUGUCGCUUAUCCAAUUCAAAGGCGUGUCAACAACACCAGCUCAGUGACCAUGCCUCUCCACAAGUACCCCCCAAAAAUCUGGGAAGCCAUGAAACUGAAGCAGGGGAUCUAUGCCCGCCUCCCCAAACACUACCUCCGCUCUCUGGAGGAGACCACGCAGCCCACCCCGGUCCACUGGAAGGCCCUGGGAAUCAAGUACAGGGCCAACCCCAAAACAGGGCACAAGGAGCGGGUACAAGACGUCCCCAUCCCCAUCUACUACCCCCCAGAGUCCCAGGAUGGCCUAUGGGGAGGUGAGGGAUGGAUAUCAGGCUUUAGAUAUGCCAACAAUGAUAAACUCUCCACCAGGCUGGAAAGAGUCUGGAAGCCACAGCUGUUCACCAGAGAGUUGUACAGUGAGAUCCUCAACCACAAGUUCACCAUCACCGUAACGGCUCGCGCACUAGACCUCAUUGAUGCUGCCUACGGCUUUGACUACUACAUCCUGAGGACACCAAAGGUGGACCUGAACUCCAAGCUAGGAAUGGACCUGAGGCGGGCCAUGCUCCUGAGGCUGGCCUUUAAAGACACCCAGCUCUACCCAGAGGACCCUGCCAAGAGGGAAAACAUCUACACCAAGUACAAACAGCAGUUUGAGAUCCCUGCAGAGGAGGCUGAGUGGGUUGGCCUGAGUGUGGAUGAGGCCGUGGAGAAACAGAGACAACUGGAGCACAAGGAGCCGGAGCCUCUGUUCAAGAGCUGUGUGGAGAACCUGGUGAAGGAGCUGGCCAUCCAGAAACUCUCUGAACCACAGCUGGUGGAGAAGAAGUAAGGGUCAUUUUCUAAGGAGCACUAAGGUCACUUCCUGUUGACAGUGACACUUUGUCCCAUUGAAAGACACUUAUUUAUUCAGGUUCUAUUUUUCAGCAGCUAAUUUGGACAUAUCUCCAUCUGGGUUGUUAUGAUGUAAAUAUUCCCCAUUCCUCUGUUUGAUAGUGAGACUUUCCUUGAUCAUUGAUAUAUAAUUUGUCUGAGGAAUAAAAUAUUCACAUUU
Molecule: messenger RNA, 1114 nt
Organism: Oncorhynchus masou masou (cherry salmon)
Lineage: Eukaryota; Metazoa; Chordata; Actinopteri; Salmoniformes; Salmonidae
Gene: mrpl28
Product: mitochondrial ribosomal protein L28
Exons: 6
Coding region: 131-892 (253 amino acids)
Cellular component (GO): mitochondrial large ribosomal subunit
Molecular function (GO): structural constituent of ribosome
Source: RefSeq, a predicted model, not a curated record